CAACGCAUUUCAAUGGUAGUAAAUACAUACUAAUUGGCUAACAAUGCCUGUGAUUGCUUCUCAUAGCUAAAUCCUAAUCCUUUUGCCUUGGACUCAUCAGCACACCAAACAAAAAUCCCAUGAAGUUCUUGCUGAUUCUUGAGCCUACUGCAAGCGGAAAAAAAACCAUUUUCCGGUGACAACCCACCGCUUCCAUCACUGAUGAAGCUCACCAAGACCUUCCCUCCAUUGUAAUUAGAGCUCUGAGUCUGAAAAUAGGCCAUAAACUGAGAAACAUUGGUACUCUGAUCAUAAGCAUAAAAUUGGAAAUUGACAGUCAAUGAGAUUGCCAUAGCUCUUCCACAAGGCCAAGUAAUGACUCUGAACUUGAUCAUCAUCAAAUGGAGCUAUAGAAGCAAAAGAGAUGAGUCCAUUUUCUUUCAUUUUGGUUAUAAGCUGUCCAAUGCACUCUGCAAAGGUGUUUGGAUCGGUGUUGUUGAAGUGUUCAUAGUCGAUGUCAAUGCCAUCUAAGUUGUACUGUUUGAUGAUUUAACUGCUGCUUGCAGGCACCAGGAGCUUCUGAGGCAUGGCAGAAGCUAUAAAGAAAGCAAAUGGUGUUCUUUUUUCCGAUGAGAAGCUGUGUAAAUAGCUUGUUCAAUUGCUUAUGGCUCUUGACUACUUACAUGUGAAUCAUAUUCUUCAUCGAGAUGUUAAGUGUUCAAAUAUAUUCUUGGCAAAAGAUCAAGACAUACGUCUUGGUGAUUUUGGACUUGCUAAGAUGUUGCCAUCAGAUGAUCUUGCAUCCUCUGUUGUAGGAACUCCAAGUUAUAUGUGCCCUGAGCUUCUUGCUGACAUACCUUAUGGCUCUAAGUCAGACAUUUGGUCCUUGGUCAGGCCCUCAUCAAAAGCAUGCUGCGGAGAAAACCCAGAACUUCGGCCGAGUUUAUUUCCUGUUCUUUAUUCUUUUUUUUACACUUUCCGAAAAUGUUUUACGUAGGAGAAGCAUUAAUAUAAGCAUACCAAUGAUUUGCCAUUGCCUUAGAUAAU
This is a messenger RNA of Camellia sinensis, 1026 nucleotides long. The record is from RefSeq and is a predicted model, not a curated record. Lineage: Eukaryota; Viridiplantae; Streptophyta; Magnoliopsida; Ericales; Theaceae.